CAGGCUUUCUACCACAAUGGCGUGAAAUGCUGUCACUUUGCAGCACACAUUGGUGCCAAUACCUUUGUACCUCGUUAAUCACUGAAAGAGUAUCUUUAUCAUGUCUGGAGGCAAACCUCACCAGGAAUUUAUCGAGUGUGUUGACCCUAAAACCAACCUCAAGCCUGUGCCUCGCAUCACUGGUACUGUGAAUUUGAUUGAAGAUGGAAGAAUUAUUUUGAUACCGCAGCCGACUGCUGAUCCCCGGGACCCUCUAAAUCUCCCUGAAUGGCAUAAAUGGCUUAUUCUCAUCGUCGUUGCCCUAUGUACGUGAGAACUCUAUCUUUCAUAACGAGGGGGAACAUAUCAUUCUACAGCAUCGAUCAACUCAUCUCUAUGUGGCAGACGCUAUGACAGGUAACUUGCUCGCCAGUGGAAUUGGUGUUCUGGUUCCUCAGCUGAACGAAGUUUACAACAAUGACCCCCACGUCGAUGAUCUGGUGACCUGGCCUUCUUUCUACAUGGGACUGGGCAAUCUCAUUGCUAUGCCUAUCGCGGAUGCUAUUGGACGUCGUCCUGUUUAUCUAGCCUCGAAUAUCAUCUUGAUCGCAGGCAGCAUCUGGUGCGCUUGCUCGGGCAGCCUCAACUCCCACAUUGGUGGCCGUGACUUUAUGGCCUUGGCAGCAGGUCAAAGUGAAGCAUUGUGUGUACUUAUCGCUGAAGAAACGUUCUUCUUGCACCAGCGUGGCAACCGUAUUGCGUGGUUCUGCUCCCUACAAACCCUUGGCACUGCUCUUUUUAUCAUCGCUAGCUCCUAUAUCAGCACCGACAUUGGGUGGCGCUGGUGGUAUGGAAUCUUUGCGAUAGUCACUGGGCUUACGCUCCUCCUCUCAAUCCUCUUCGUUGUUGAAACGAAGUACGACAGGCCAUUAGAGAGCUUCUUCGGCGAUAGCGAUAGCGCUGCCGACGGUAAAGUGGCUGCAUCCGACAGACGCCAUCUGGAUUUUGUAAACUUCAAAGCCCGAUCAUUUUGGGAAGACCUCAAGCCAUGGGGAGCAAUCCAGCCCCGCUGGAAAGAUAUCCCAAAAUUUUGGUACCACCUUGGACAACUGACUUUGUUUCCCGGAGUGUUCUGGCUCGUCUUGUGCAGUGGUGCACUGCUCGGCACAUAUAUCCUGAUGAGCGCAGUCUUUGCUCAAGUCUUGGUCGCACCCCCAUAUAACUUCAACCCAGACUAUCUGGGCUUUGUUAUGGGAGGGCAAGCAGUCGUUGCGUUUGUUGUCCAGCCAAUUGCGGGUUAUGGCAGUGACAUGGUCCUGACGUAUCUUACAAAAAGGAACAAUGGCGUCAGCGAGCCCGAGUACCGACUUAUUCCCGCUAUUCUCCCCGCCGCAGUCGCCGUCGUCUCAUGCGUGAUCUUCGGCCGCUCAUGCCAGUACCCCGAGGACUGGGCAUGGGCAGGUGUAGUUGUUCCUAUGAAUGCACUGUUCUACAGUUUUGUCAGCGUCGUUGUACUCGGAUUCGUCUAUACCAUGGACUGCUAUCCACAGCGAGGUCAUGUUGCCAUGGUCGCGCUGUGUGCUGGUAGAGGCUUUAUUAGUUUCGGUAUUUCUUUUGGCACUACGGCGUUCGUGCGGACUUCUGGGUAUAAGGGUGCAUUGGAUAUAUGUGCCAUAGUACUUGGUGUUCUGGCAAGCUUUGGCUUCGUGACAUAUUUCUUCGGCAAGAGCUUUCGGAAGUUUACGCAGCGGUGGGCUGUGGAUGAAUGAUUGUGUCUUAGAUGGACGACUCAAGGAAUUGACUCAAGUGUUUGGCCUGGGGUGUGGUACUGUGGAUAUUGUGCCUGGGCUCGUGUUGGUCGAAUAGAAAGGGAGAAUGUAAGGGGUCUACAGCAUGCGAUGGAUGGGGAUUUCGGUAUAGCUCUUGGCUAAAUUAUAUAG
This is a messenger RNA of Aspergillus vadensis CBS 113365, 1919 nucleotides long. Its product is annotated as MFS general substrate transporter. The transcript has 5 exons. Gene Ontology annotation, cellular component: membrane. Bases 390 to 1748 code for a protein of 452 amino acids. Lineage: Eukaryota; Fungi; Ascomycota; Eurotiomycetes; Eurotiales; Aspergillaceae. Gene Ontology annotation, molecular function: transmembrane transporter activity. Gene Ontology annotation, biological process: transmembrane transport. The record is from RefSeq and is a predicted model, not a curated record.